UGGCCUGGCCGCCUUCCUGCACGCUUGCGUGGGAAGGCCAGGAACGAGAAGGAGGCUCUAUCUCCGAAAGACUGAAGUCUGGAAAAAGUGCCGCGGACGCCUUCGCGCUCGGGGCCCGGAGAAUGACUUGGAGCCGGCGCCCAGGCGGGGAGCUAGUCCGGAUCGGGGGCUGCUCGGAGUAGGUCCGGCUUCCGCGCAGACGGGAGGUGCAACAGGAGAAAACGGUUUGCAGAUCGAGCCUUAGAAUGGACAAUUACUUUAAAGCAGCGGUCUCUGAUUUGGACAAAUUACUUGAUGAAUUUGAACAGAAUGCAGAUGAACUCGAAAACAACAGCACUAUAAAUCUUCAUAAUUCUGAGCACCACUUAGUUUUGUCAGAUUCAUCUUACCAGCAGCCAGAACCCUUUGAGCCAAAUGUAGAAGAAAAUGUCAGUUGUGUUAUAUCCAAUGAUCUCUCAUUAUCUUCUCAAAUUACAAAAGUAGCAAAUUUUGAACAAUUGAACUCUGACCAGAAUGAGAAAAAUGUUACUGGUUUAGAUCUUCUGUCCAUGGUGGGUGGUGGUUCUUCAGAUAAAAAUCAGUCAUCUGGCUUGAAGGGAUGCAGUAUACCUGUCUGUGAUCUUAUCAGUGACACAGGUGGCUUGAGCCAACUAAAAAGUAAUUUGGGAUGCAUUCAAAAGUUGCAGUCAGAUGAUUCUCAGUGUAGUCUUUCUAUUGAUAACUUUGAUUUAGCACUACUAUCAACCAAAGCUAGUAAUUCACUGGUUGAGUGCAUUUCUAAUUCUGGUGCACAGCAACAGAUUGAUGAAACACUGUACAAAAUACAAUAUAAUACAGCAGGAGAACUUAAUCAAUGGGAAUUAAAGACAGACACUCCUUUUGAACCAAAUAUAGCAGACUCUGGUAAAGAUCAAGAAAAAACAAAAUGUUUGAACAAUAAUAAAGUAUUUGACCAGAAAGAACAAGUGAUAGGAAUAGAUAGGUUAUCAACUUCAGUAACUCAUCUUUCAGCUGCACUUGGGUCCAAAGAUGAAUCAACAUGUGAAAAGCUGCCUUGUGAGAUGUUAGUCAAUGAAAAUAAUUCAAAAGUUCAAAUGAUACAUGGUGAGAGUGACAAGCAAGCCAUUUCAGAAGCUGUAAAUGAAUCAGAAGCCUUGAAUUUGCCAAAGAUCCAUGAAGUAAAUAAUCCCAACAUAAUGUGUAACAAAAAACAUUUGUGUGAUUCUACUCUUCAAACAGAAAAUGUGCUAGCUUUAGAUAAAGAACACAGCACAACUGACAAGUUUUGUAAUGCACAACAAUACACUGAUACAUCUUUAAAUACAGUUUCAGUACCAGAAAUCUCUGAAGAUACACAGACUUCAUUAUCCUGUCUUCCACUUGCUGUUUCUAUAUGUGCAUCAUUAGUUAAUACUCAUGACACAAAUGGAAAGAUUACUCAGAAAGAAGAUGUCAUUAGUGACAUAGCUCUGCACACUGAAAAUAGCCUUCCUGAAGGUGAAUGUUUUGGAAAAAUAGACACUUUAGAAAAGGAGAGCAAUCUAAACAAAACCAAUGAAUAUGGGACAGAAAAAUCUUCCUUAACAAGUAGAGAGUGUGUUGUUUCUAGUAAUUGUGAGCCUUUCCAACAUCAGGAUUCUGUUGCUACUCUUAGCCCUUUUUUGGCUGCAGAUACUGAAAUGUGCAGCAGUGUUUUGCCUGUUGACGUUGAUGAAAGACCUUUUGUUGAUCUAGCUUUAGAAGAAGACAUUAUUGGAAGUAACAUGCUCAUUAGUGAUACUGAGCUUGAUGCCUUUUUGUCUGAACAUUGUCUUGAAGCAAAUAAUUCAAAGCCUCUGAAAGAAGAUACUAGCAGUGGACUUUUGGAAUCUGAUGUAAUAAAUGACAACUUGCUGGAUAUAAGCCAUCUGAGUGUCAGAAGUGAUACUAUACAAGCAGAGCUGGAAUUUAAGAAAGCAAAAGCUUCUAUUGAAAAUAAUUGUAUCUGUAUUCCGGAAUCUAGCUUAGGGAUCCUAGUGGAAAAACACACACAGCAGGUUCAGCAAGAGACUACAGAUAACACAAAUGAGAUUGGAAGUGAAGUUUCAGAUUCAAUAAACGGACGGCCAGCAGUGCACAGUGGAGGAGCAAGACCAAAGCAGCUGCUAAACCUUCAACCAAAAGCCACAAUCCCUUCUGAGUUUAGCAAUAAAAAUAUAUCUGGGAGUGAAUCCCAAAUGAUGAACUCCACAGACUCAAGUACCUUCCUCUCAGAUGGUAAAAUUUCCCCCGGAUCAGACUUCAGCUAUAAUGAUGCUGAUGGACAAAGAUGCUUGGGAAACAUGGAAGAAAAGAUCUUACCUGUGGUUUCAGAGCCAAGUAAAGUAGUGGGACAAGUUGUAGCCUUGGGACAGAUGCAACCAUCCUGGGUUCCUGACUCAGAAGCACCUAAGUGCAUGAAUUGUCAAGCCAAAUUCACAUUUAGAAAAAGAAGACACCACUGUCGUGCCUGUGGGAAAGUUUUUUGUGCUCCCUGUUGCAAUCGAAAAUGCAAACUCCAAUAUCUGGAUAAAGAAGCAAGAGUCUGUAUAAGCUGCUAUGAGUCAAUUAACAAAGCACAGGCAUUAGAAAGAAUGAUGAGCCCAACUGGUCCAGCACCUAAUUCUGUAUUUUCUGAAUCUUCAGCUGUUCCAUCUCUGCAUGAAACCCAGACAUCUGGACUUCUCCCUAAAGAACAGAGAAGAGUUUGGUUUGCAGAUGGAAUUUUACCUAAUGGGGAAGUUGCAGACACAACAAAAUUGUCAUCUGGAGUCAGACGAUUCCCACAGGAACCACAUCCUGUUGGAAGUCCAACAAGUGAAACUGUCUCUGCAGCUGAUACCAGAUCAAAAGAUGAAAUGCAUGUCGCUGAACAAACUGGUAUUGUAUGGUGUUCUACUUCUGUUCCACAAGAAGACUUACUGCCUAGUAAAGGGCAGCCUGAGUUACCAUGUGAUUCUGAUUGUCUGCCUAUUACACAAACUGAAGUGCCAUGUGAUUCUGACUCUGUGAUUGUAGCUGUAACUGAAUUUCCUACUGUUGCUGAACUAUCAAAGGAACUUGUUCCUGCCUCAACUGAUCAAGCAAAUGAUAUGCCUACUAGUACAUUAGACUAUAGGAUGCUUUCUUGUAUUGAAAAUUGUGUCAGCAAGGAGGUCAGCCUUAUUCCUGAGGAUGAUGGAUUUCCACCUCUUCUGCUUGCAAGAGGAGAAAAAGGCAAAGAAUCCUUAGUAGAAGAACAUCCUUCUAAUGAGCAAGUUACCUUAUUGCUUGAAGAAUCUAAUCCAUUGACAUUCAUCCUAAAUGCAAACUUACUUGUGAAUGUCAAGAUACUAUCUUAUAAUUCAGACAGAUGUUGGUAUUUUUCCACCAAUGGAAUGCAUGGCUUGGGGCAAGCUGAAAUUAUAAUAUUAUUACAAUGUUUGUCAAAUGAAAGUGACAUUCCUAAAGAAAUCUUCAACUUAUUUAUCAACAUAUAUAAAGAUGCCAUGAAAGGAAAAUUUAUGGGGAAUUUGGAAAAUAUUGUAUUCACCGAAGACUUUCUUGGAAGCAAAGAGCAUGGUGGAUUUCUGUUUGUUACACCCACAUUUCAGAAGUUAGAUGAUCUCAUGCUACCUUCAAAUCCCUUUUUAUGUGGUAUCCUUAUUCAUAAACAGGAAGUACCUUGGGCAAAGGUUUUUCCUAUUCGCCUGAUGUUGAGAUUAGGUGCUGAAUAUGGGGUAUAUCCAACUCCAUUAACAAGUAUCAGACAUAGAAAGCCACUGUUUGGAGACAUAGGCCAUACAGUCAUGGAUUUACUUGUUGACCUUAGGAACUAUCAAUAUACAUUGCAUACUAUAGAUAACUUAUUUAUUCAUAUGGAAAUGGGUAGAAGUUACAUAAAAAUACCUCUGAGGAAAUACAAUGAGGUGAUGAAAGUAAUGAACACUUCUAAUGAACAUGUCAUAAGCAUUGGAGCAAGUUUUAAUUCUCAAGCAGAUUCCCACUUAGUUUGUGUACAAAAUGAUGAUGGAAUAUAUCAAACACAAGCAAACAGUGCCACUGGACUUCCUAGGAAAAUUACAGGUGCAAGUUUUGUAGUGUUCAAUGGAGCCCUAAAGACAUCUUCUGGAUUCCUUGCGAAAUCUAGUAUUGUUGAAGAUGGAAUAAUGGUACAAAUAACUGCAGAAACUAUGGAUGGCUUGCGUCAAGCUCUGAGGGGAAAAAAAGACUUCCGAAUUACAUGUGGCAAAGUGGAUUCAGGAGAUUUCAGAGAAUAUGUAGAUAUUUGUUGGGUAGAUAAUGAGGAGAAAACAAACAUGAGAAUUACAAGCCCAAUAGAUGGGAAAUCUAUGGAAGGAGUACAGAGUGAAAAAAUAGUUCAAGAAGAACGUUUUGAAGUGGAUGGAAAACUUGUAAAAUGUACAGAAGUAUUCUAUUUGUCAAAUGCUAGUGAGCUAUACAAUAGUGUUCAUCAGCUUGCUAAAGAAAUUGCAUUGGCAUCUUAUACUGCACUUGGACAGCAUCUCAAAACACUGAAAAAUAAUGGAAUGAACAAGAUAGGUCUCAGAGUCUCCAUGGAUGCUGACAUGGUAGAAUAUCAGGCAGGAUCUGGAGGCCAGCUUCUUCCACAGCAUUACUUAAAUGAUUUGGAUAGUGCUUUGAUUCCUGUAAUUCAUGGCUGGAUAUCCAGUACUACAAGCUUACCACUGGAAAUGGAAUUAAUAUUUUUCAUUAAUGAGUCUCUUUUAAUAUAACUGGCAAGUAUAUUAUACUGUAAUGAACUGAAUUGCUAUAUCCACCAAUACCAAAGCAGUUAACAUUAUACUACGGAUGAAAUAGUCAAGUUUUUUUUUUAAGCCAAUGAUUUAGGGUCUUCUAAGAGAGCUUUAUUUAAUUAAAAGCUGGGUUCUAUCUUAACUUAAACAGAAAAACUAAUUAAACUGUAAGUUUUCCUUAUGUUCUAAAAUGUUACACUUAAUACAGCUACGGCAAGGAAGGAAUAAAGUUAGCAUGUGUGAUUAAGAAAAUGAGACAUCUCUCUGUUUUACAGUCAUCUUUAACAUUCUUUGCAGUUACUGGUAAAUCUAAUGAGUUGUUCUUAACCAUCUUUUGUGAUUUUUUUAAAAUUAUCACACUUACGUGGAGUGGAAGUUUCUUGCUGUAUAGUUGAAAUUCAGAUAAAAAAGCUGUUAAUUACUAGAAUAUUGGCAUGAUUAACCUGUCCUGAAGAUGUUUGUAUAAGCAUAAUAAUCUUUGUGACAAAAACAGUAUGCUUUUGCCAGAUGUGAUCAUUUUAUAAGACUAUACAUUUUUAAAAUUGGUAUAUUUUAAAGUGUGUAAUAUUUCUGGAACUUGAGAGUUCCCACUGAAUCACUUUUUUAAUAGCUGACUUUGUUAUAUAUUUAUAAUGGCUUUAUUGAACAUAAAAUUAAUACUUUUUAUAUUAAAUACUUAAUAAUGUUGUUUUCUUCUGUGCUCAGAUAUACAGUUGUUUCUUGGAUUUUCCAAGAAGGAAUAAGAAGCCAGAUGACCCUUAAAGUAGUCAUCCUGUAGCAGUAAAUCAGGCACGAAGCCUGUCUGUGCUCCUUUCUCUACUUUUUGAGACCUCUUGGUAUCCCUGUUUAUUUUCAGGGAGAACAGUGUAUUAAGUGUGAAUUUUCAUGAGCAGUUUGCCAUAAAAUACUUGAGGCUCUUUAUAUAGGUCUUAUUUUUGUAAUGGGUUAUUUUCAAUAAGUAAGCAUUUAUGUACCAGAAAGAUGACUGAGAUUACUGCUCAAGUAACCUAAAUCAAGUUUGAUAAUGCCUGCAUAAUGUUCCUGUUUGUUAUGCACCAUAGGAAAUUGUGUGUCAGUGUGUCUUUGAAUUAUAUAUAAAUACAAUGUUAUAACAGUGAACAUACGACAUUUUAGUUGUAACUAAAUGCCUUGACAUUAGAUGGGCAUAUUAACUGCAGUUAUAAAUGCAGUUAUUCAGACAUUUGUCAACUAUAGAAUAAAGGCAUAGAAAUGUAGAAGACUCCAAGAAACUACAGUCCCAUGGACCACUAUAAUGGAAACAUUGCACUCCUUUGUGUCACGAAUUCUAACUCGGUUGUAGACUAAAUGCUACAGUAAUAUGCAUUCAUUUCUGGAUUCUGACAUUGUUGAACAAAGGAAGGCAGCUGCAGCAGACAAUGUUAAAUGUUUUAAAUAUUGAUCCAUAAUGUGUAAAUAUGGCUUGUUAAGACACAAUAUUGUGUAGCAGCAAGUGUAACUCUUACAACAAGUUUAUAUUCUCUUGGAGGAUGAUCCCUGUGUUCAUUUUAUAAAUAACUAACAACAUUAGGCCUUUAUUUUAUAAUAUAAAUAUUGCUAUAUAAACAUAUAAAGAUUAUCAAAAACUUUGUAAAUUAAGCUCAUGAUGUCUUAACAAAUGAGAAACAACAUUUUAAUUUUCUACUUAGAUCACUUAGGUACUUUUUUUUUCUUUUAGUGGUUUAGUUCAAUUUCAUCCAUUCCUUAUCUGUUUGUAAAAGUUCCUAAAAAGGUAUUCACAAAAAUGUUGGCAGCUCUUUUGAUAGCACUAUUCACUAAAAUUGGGAGUGAUCUUACUUCAUGAGCCACAUAUUACAGAAAACUUGCUGAGUAACCUGCUAUAAGAAAGCAGACUUAUGACUGUGUUGAAAGCAUAAAUAACAAAAUCUGAGAUGGCAAGAACUUCACAUCAAUUGUCCAUGUUUAAAGGAAUCUUAGUGUUUGUUUCCCUUUAAAUAAAAGUGCUUCCUUCCCUAUCUGGGAAUCUACUUUUGAGACUUAUUUUGAUAUGGCAGUGGGAUGGAGAAGGAAGUCAAAUGGCCCUAGAUAUAUUGAAGUCCUCAGUUGCAUCCAACAGGCACAAUCUUGCCCUGACAUCUUUUCUCUGGCAAGUUCUCAUCUUGUUGCCUACAGUUCAUCUCCAGUUUGUAAGUGGAACCAUCCAAAGAUGUCCUCAAGGUGGGUACAAAUCUGUUAGGCUUUAUCGCCUAGAGAAUAGAGGCAGGAUUGGGAAUAGCAAAUGUCACACCAGCAUAAUUUUCUGUAAAUGAUGGGUGGAUGGUACUGUAACUUAGUGGGGAAAGCUCAAAGUCAUUAUGUGGUUUAUUUGAUUUUGGCUUAACCUGUUAUGUGAACCAUUGUGGUUUAUUCAGUAAAUGAAGUUAAAUAAACCAGCACUAUGUAUGAAUCCAGUCAGUAUGAUUACCGAACAGUCUUUCAUAACGUAUUAGGUAAGCAAAAGGGUUUGUUCCUCAAAAGCUUUUCCCAGGCAAAGCUGAAACUACCAAAUAUAGUUGGCAUAGUCACGUAUUCCUCUGACCCAGUGGUGUUUUAGGUUCAUGUUCCACAUCACUUGUAAACUCUUCAGCUGUCAUUCUCUGCCUCACUAUGUAUUUCCCCAUUUUCUCUCUCUCUCCUUGUUUUCAUCUUGCCUGGUAGUUAGGACUGUAGGAGACUAUUUCAUAUUGUCCCUUGUACUGUUUUCAUAUACUUUAUGACUGUAUUAAAUAACCCACUAUAUUUUCACUGGUAUGAAAAUUUUACAGCUACUGCAUAGCAGUUGGAUGUGUUUUUUCUGGUCACUGGAUUAUCUACUUUCUCUGGACUUCAGUUCCCCAGCAUUUUCUUUUCAAGCAUGUUACUGUAAUACUUUAAUAAUCAUUUGCCAGGAUUGCUGUUGCUUUAUAAUAAAGUCACAAAUGUCUGUCCCUCAUUUUUAACUAAGUAUAGCUUCAAUUAAGCACUGUACACAUUCAAAAUGUUGCUUCAGGUCAUGUUUCUGUUCAUGAAUGGGGCAUUAUGUAUCUUCCUAUUUUUAAAGAUUUAGGGUAACUACAUUCUUGCCAAGCAACUGUUCAUAAUUCCAUAUUGCCUAGUGCAAGGAAGUAGCUCAGGUCAGUUCCAGAUUAUAGGGAAUGUGAAAUAUAUACCUUAAUAUACUCUUUUUCUUUUCAGGCUAUCCCAAAUGUAUACUUUCAAAGAUUGGUUCAGCUGAAGGAUUUGUACAUUUUAUGCUUAACUUUUUUUUCUAGAUAUGCCUCAGAAGCAGAUUUAAUACUAUGCCCCACAGGUUUAACUCUAGUUUUGGGAUAGGCUUACUGUAGUCAAAGGAAACAUUCUUGUCCUCUGUAUCUUAUGAUGCCAAUGGUUUGCUAAAGAUUAAAAAAUGUUUAAAAUUCAAAAUAUCUUAAAAUGUUUCUGACCUUGACAAAAAAUUCUCAACCUCUGUUUAAAAUGUACACUUAAAGUUUAAAGUAAUCCUGACAUCUCUGUUAUUUCUGUUUGUUUGUUUUUGCAAUCUUCUGUGUAGGAUUAUUUGUGCCUUAGUGCUUGAUGUAAGAGAUACAAAUCUUAGAAGUAAAACUAGCACAACAUGUGACCCAACUAUGUGAUUGUUUAUUUUGUGGUCUGCAAAGCAGAGUUAGUUGGGCAAAUGAGCAGUGAAGGACUGAUGGCUACUUUUUAGGGUGGGGAGUGUUUGUUUUUUAAGAUUUUGCCUUGCAUGUCUAAGAAUUGGCUAAUGGCUUAGAGCACAAAACAAAGCAGGAAUAAAUAAGACAUCACAAAUGAACUUCAUGUAAUGGUUGCAUAUCACACUAAACAUGUUGUCAGGAAGUCAUCGUUCUGCUGCUUACUGUACUAAAAUAGCUUAUUCAGUGACCUCAUUUGCAAAUCAUGCUGAGCCAUUACAACUUAGCACUAUCAGAAAAUCAGUAAAGGCAGUAUGUUACAGAUACUGCUAAUGAGGGGACUGCUGCUCUUCCAAAAAAUAUAUUUACUUUUCAAGUUACAAUUCUAUCCAUCCUUAAAUUCCACAAGACAUGGUAACUUUAGGCAUAAACAUUUAAAGGGGGUAUUAAGUUCAAGUCCUUCUCUCUGAAUAUUUAUAUUGAAAGACAAACCAUUAAAAAUAGUAUAUAAACCAGUAUUAAACCAUAAUAAAAGAUCAUUGUUGUUCAGUCACCGCUAAUCAACCUGAUACACAUUGUGCUAAUUCUGUCAGUAACUGUUUUGUAAGCUUUUAUCGACAAUGAUAAUAUCUAGCCACCUUGUCAUCUUUUGAUCUCUUUUGAUUACCUUUGAUUUUUCCAAGCAUCAUGGUCUUUUCCAGUGGCUUUUGUGUUCAUACUGUGUGUCCAUAGUAUCUAAGUUUUAGCUUUAUUAUUAAUGCUUUCAGUGAGUGUUUUGAUUUUACUUCAUAUUGUUUUUCUUGCAGUCCAGUGUCCAAUUUUCUCCAACAUCACAAUUCAAAGUUAUUUCUCUGUGUUGCAACUGGGAAAACCAUGGCUGUGAUAAUAUGUACCUAUGUUGUUGAUGUGAUGUCUCUGCUCUUUAAUCAUUUACUUAGGUUUGUCACAGUUUGUCGCAAGUAGCAGAUGUCUCUUUAUUUCGUGUCUACAGUCACCAUCCCUUAGAAAAUAAAAUCAGUUACUUCUUUAA
Candoia aspera is the source of this 9452-nucleotide messenger RNA. It is a transcript of the gene ZFYVE16, whose product is annotated as zinc finger FYVE-type containing 16. The coding region runs from base 246 to 4754 and encodes 1502 amino acids. The record is from RefSeq and is a predicted model, not a curated record. NCBI's taxonomy places the organism in Eukaryota, Metazoa, Chordata, Lepidosauria, Squamata, Candoiidae. Gene Ontology annotation, biological process: protein targeting to lysosome; endosomal transport. The transcript has 18 exons. Gene Ontology annotation, cellular component: early endosome membrane. Gene Ontology annotation, molecular function: metal ion binding.